Suillus clintonianus is the source of this 2397-nucleotide messenger RNA. Its product is annotated as polysaccharide lyase family 8 protein. The record is from RefSeq and is a predicted model, not a curated record. Gene Ontology annotation, cellular component: extracellular region. The transcript has 13 exons. Gene Ontology annotation, biological process: carbohydrate metabolic process. NCBI's taxonomy places the organism in Eukaryota, Fungi, Basidiomycota, Agaricomycetes, Boletales, Suillaceae. Gene Ontology annotation, molecular function: carbohydrate binding; lyase activity. The coding region runs from base 1 to 2397 and encodes 798 amino acids.
AUGGUCUCCCUACUCACGUUCCUUUUCCUAGUACUGUUUCGUGUGGUCUGUGUUCACGCGACGAGCCUUGACACUCAUGACCACAUCAACCGUGACAUUGCUGCCGCUCACCACCACAUUAGAGGUCCAUAUGAUGGGGUUCCGAGCUCAGUUCAAGUUGCGCCCAGUACUGGCACGUCACCAGUAGUGUCUCCCACACCAGCUGUUGGCCCCACCAUCCUGCAAGACAUCAACACCAUUCAUCAGCGCAGGCUGGUAACAAUUACAGAGGGAAUCACUACAAACCCCACGAGUAUCUCAUCUUGGAUUGCUGACCUGGGAGCCAACGGACAAUGGCCUAGUUCUGAAGUUGAUUACACUUCUGGGUGUGAUGCACAAAGGUCUAACUGGCCUGCUCAAGAGCACUGGCAACGCAUCAGUACCAUGGCCGCUGCUUGGCACGGUGGUCUUAGCGGGGGGCAGCAAUACGUCAACAAUUCGGAGACCUUAGCCGCUAUAUCACUUGCCAUGGACUAUUGGUUCGCGAAUGAUUUCACCGACGCCGCAUGUCUAGACUAUGGAGGUACCCCAAGCUGCCCUUGUGGCACACCGGGAUUUUGGAACACAAAUUGGUUCUCCAACGUUAUUUUAAUCCCUGAAUUGGUGUCACAAUCCUGCCUCCUGGUGAACGACACAUUGACACCCACUCAGCUUGGCAAUUGUUCUCACAUCACCCUCCGUGCAUAUGGCACGUUCGACCAUUACGUCAAUGGCAUAGGUUAUAUUACUGGCGCGAAUACGCUGGACCUUGCAAAAAUUGGGAUUGAUCAAGGUCUUUUGGUUGUCAAUGUCUCCUUGAUCAUAGACGCCUUCACGAGAGUUCAUGAGACUGUAGUCAUCGAACAGCCUAUUGCAUCUGAUGGGAUUCGUCCUGAUGGAUCUUUCGGCCAACACACUGGGAUCAUCUAUAAUGGCAAUUAUGGGAAAGAUUUCUCAAAUGACGUUCUCAACCUGGAAACUGAGGCUGCAGGAACGCAAUUUGCUGCUAAUGCAACUUCCAAGACCGCAUUUGAAACCCUGUUCGACGGAGAUCGAUGGAUGAUCUUCCGUAACAUCCAAACCAAUGUAUUGCACUGGGAUUUUAGCGUCUUAGGCCGCUUCAUCAGUUUUCCUGUGAUUGACGGGCAGGCUACUGCUCGCAUCAAUAUGAACAUUUCAGAAAUUCAGCAGCUUGGGGAAGAAUGGAACUCCACCGUUCUCCUCAAAUUCUCUUCGGUCAUGUCAUCAAAUACAACCGAUGCGAAUGUGGGUGAGAUCCACGGGAAUCGUAUGUUCUUUGACAAUGACUACAUGGUAACUCGCGGUCCAGGCUAUGUGACCACAGUGAGAAUGUACUCCAAUAGGACGAUAAACACAGAGUGUCUCAACUCUCAAAACCUUUUAGGCUUCCAUCUCUCUGAUGGCACUGUUUACACUUACCUUCAAGGCAAUGAAUAUGAAGACAUUGCUGCGGCCUGGGACUGGAACCUUAUCCCUGGAACUACCGUGGACUAUAACGCCACACCACUUGACUGUAACAAUACUUCAUAUGCCGGUAAAGAAGCCUUUGUCGGCGGCGUCUCGGAUGGUCGAAUUGGUGUCGCAGCAAUGCGCUACACUAACCCUCUGAGUGGCUCGCUAUCCUGGCAAAAGACGUGGUUUUUUCUGGAGAAUGACAUUCAACAUGUCAUGAUUGCCAACAUUUCGUCUGCCACCGCAGCCCCCGUAUUUUCGGUUCUUGACCAACGACGCUUCGGAGGCGGUGUUUGGGUCAAUGGAGUUGGUACUUAUGGUGGCAACUACACAGAUCCACAAACCAUGUGGCAUGGUGGUGUUGGUUAUGAGUUCCCAACCGCUAAUGGGACAUAUGGACUCUCCGUUGAAUGGGGCAACCGUACGGGUGCUUGGUCAAGCAUUGGAUCCUCCACCCAACCUCCUGAGACGGCCGAACUCUUCACUGCAUGGCUCUAUCACAACAAUCUAUCCGCCCCCGUCUCCUACACAUCUUUUCCUGCGGUCGAUUACGGUACCUUCACGCUCAAGCGAGCGGCUACCCGACUGCAGGAAAUCGAGAAUAGCGCAAGUGUUACAGUGCUAUGGAGCCCUGCUGGUGGCUCCUUCACUUUCCAGCUGGAUGGAGGCUACGCACCAAUCACCGUCACAGCCAGUGCAAACGCCGCUAUCCUCUAUCGGGUGGAUUCUGGCACCGUGACAGUCUCAGAUCCAUCGCAGACACUUUCUGAACUCACUAUAGAGAUGACUGCCGGAAAUGGAGUUAAACCAUAUGGAUGGGGAUCUCAAAAUACCCUGCUUAUUUAUUUCACACUACCUAGUGGUGGUUCGGCAGGAAGCAGCGUGACCAGCGCGUUAGGGCAGUAG